Darwinula stevensoni is the source of this 449-nucleotide messenger RNA. NCBI's taxonomy places the organism in Eukaryota, Metazoa, Arthropoda, Ostracoda, Podocopida, Darwinulidae. The record is from the annotation of a GenBank genome assembly.
GCAGUUCCUGUUCGUGUUCUACCUCGUGGAUUACACGCCGCUGAAGUACGGAGAUUAUUCGUUCCCGCCGGGGGGCCAGGCCAUCGGGCUCAUGACGGCCGUGUCCUCGAUGCUCUGCAUCCCCGGUUAUGCCGUUUAUUACGUCGUCAAGAGCGAAAAGCCGGUCUUACAGGCCAUCCGCGACGGAUUCCGACCGCGCCCAUUCGUCUCCAGGAAGCAGCGGGACCCGCCGGAAAUCUCCGACAAGGCGCUUUUGACGUGAGAUCGCCUUCGAUUCUGCCAAAUCAUCAAACGAACUCUCGAAUUAUUUUACGUGUUCGUUCUCUGCUCAAUAAAGGACCCUCGUGUAGCGAAGAAGAAACGAGUCCCGUUCUUCGGAGACGAUCGUUCGAAUUUAUUCAUUUUAAAAUGCAAAAAAUUCAUGAAUUUUGAAGCAAUAGUAUUCCCGC